CUUUUCUCGGCUACGACGGUCGAGCCUGAAAAUCCUAAGGUUGAAGUCGAUCCUCUUGGCGUCUUUAUGGUGACAAAUGUUUCCCCCGAUUUAGUUGAUUCAGGCUUCGUUCUGACACCAGAUCAUAAGGAAGAAUGGCUUUUUGCCUCUUUGAGUCGUGCUAGCCAGGAUGAGGCACUCUCUACUUUUAAUAUUUGUAAGCCUUUAUAUUUUCAUGGGGCUGCAAUUAUGUAUUGA
Molecule: messenger RNA, 237 nt
Organism: Protopolystoma xenopodis
Lineage: Eukaryota; Metazoa; Platyhelminthes; Monogenea; Polystomatidea; Polystomatidae
Source: the annotation of a GenBank genome assembly